This is a messenger RNA of Echinops telfairi (small Madagascar hedgehog), 327 nucleotides long. Its product is annotated as 60S ribosomal protein L10a-like. The transcript has a single exon. NCBI's taxonomy places the organism in Eukaryota, Metazoa, Chordata, Mammalia, Afrosoricida, Tenrecidae. Bases 1 to 327 code for a protein of 108 amino acids. The record is from RefSeq and is a predicted model, not a curated record.
AUGGCCUCAGAGUCCCUGAUCAAGCAGAUUCCUCGAAUUCUGGACCUGCACCUGAAUAAGGCCAGCAAAUUCCCUUCCCUGCUGACCCACAAUGAGAACAUGGUAGCCAAGAUCGACGAGGUGAAGUCCACCAUCAAGUUCCAGAUGAAGAAGGUGCUGUGUCUGGCAGUGGCAGCAGACCAUGUGAAGAUGACAGAUGAUGAUGAACUUGUUUACGACAUCCACUCAGGUGCCAACUUUUUGUUUUCACAGCUGAAGAAGAAUUGGCAGGAUGUCCGUGCUUUGUACAUGAAGAGCACCAUGGGCAAACCCCAGCGCCUGUACUAA